AUGGAUCAGACAACAUCAAAAUCUUUGGGAUUACAGAGUGCAGAAGACUUGAAAAAUUUUAAUUUGGGUCAACCCCCAGAAGAUUGGUCUGGUUGGUUCUCGUACAUGGCUUUAAAGUUAGUUUUAUAUGUUGCCAAGAAUCCAUGGGAAUUUCUUACUUCAACACUGAUUAUCCUCACACCUCUAAUGCUAAUUUGUGCUUACUGUUCAUAUAAAUUGCCAAAGAAAUUAAACCUGCUAUCAACAAGUCGAGGAAACAAGUUAAAGUGGACUAAAUAUUUCAAGCAAAUCGUAUUAAUUUGA
Heterobilharzia americana is the source of this 303-nucleotide messenger RNA. The record is from the annotation of a GenBank genome assembly. Lineage: Eukaryota; Metazoa; Platyhelminthes; Trematoda; Strigeidida; Schistosomatidae.